UUUCCUCCGUAAAGGCACCAUGAUGAGCUCCUCGCAAAGCACAGUUGGCAGUGAUCCUGUCAUUCUCGCUACAGCCGGUUACGACCACACCGUACGCUUCUGGCAAGCCCAUAGUGGUAUCUGUACUCGCACAGUGCAGCACCAAGACUCUGUAUCCUUUCCUGGCACUCCAUAUCAAGUGUAUACUCUCUGUUUGGGGGGCAUAGUAGACACAAUCAGUUUUCAUAACACGGCAAGCAUAAUUGCUGAGAGUCGGAGCCCUGCAGUUUUGUUAAUCAUAAAAAAGCUGAUAAUGUGCUGAAAAUGAAACUCAUUCAGGACUAGUGUUCAAAAAGGUUUUUCUAUAAAAGGAUAUACCGGUAGUUUCAUUAAAGGUCAUUUUAUGGCUACAAAAUACAUAUUUUGUAAUGCAAUUGGAAGAAAAUAUGCAUUUGUUAAUUUUUCAGACUAACUGCCUAAAAUCUUUCAUUUUCUUAGCUGCAGCACAAGCUCCCUUAUUUGUGCUGGGCAGUGUCCAAUUAAAUGCUUCUUGUUGACACCAACUUAAAUAGUUUGGUAAAUAUACUCUAAUUAUAUAUGAAAGCUACAUAAAUAUACAGGCAGAAUAGAAUCGAGCAGUGAGAUUGCAGGGGCAAAAUCUAUGCACCAAACCUCUUUCAUUAAAGGAACACUAUAGUCAUCUAAACAACUUUAGCUUAAUGCAGUGUUAGUGUAUAGAUCACGCCUCUCAGGUUUCACUGCUCAAUUCACUGUCAUUUAGGAGUUAAAUGACUUUGUUUCUGUUAAUGCAGCCCUUGUCACACCUCCCUGGCUCUGAUUGACAGAGUCUGCAUGAAAAAAAAACUGGUUUCACUUUCAAUCAGAUGUAAUUUACCUUAAACAAUUUUAUCCCUUGCUUUGUAAAUGUAACUUUAAUCACAGGGUCUAGCAAGCUAUUAACAUAGCAGGGGAUAAGAACAUCUAAAAUAAACAGAACUUGCAAUAAAGGAAGGAUAGACCUUAGAUGACUCUUUACAGGAAGUGUUUAUGAAGGCUGUGGAUGUGUGACUAGGGUUCAUAAACAAAGUGAUUUAACUCCUAAAUGGCAGAGAAUUGAGCAGUGGGACUGCAGGGGCAUGAUCUAUACACCACAAACUGCUUCAUUAACCCCUUAAGGACACAACAUCUGGAAUAACAUGGAAUCAUGACAGAAUAUUUCCAUCAUGUGUCCUUAAGAGGUUAAGCUAAAGUUGUUUUGGUGACUAUAGUGUCCCUUUAAGGUAAACAAGAAACAAGCUUGACAAAGCCCUCCUGUUAGGUCGAAACGUUGCUGUGCAUUUUGUUGCAAUAAAUCUGCCUGCGGCUUCACAUUUGGAGUGACUGUGAGUUUUUCUUGUUUACCUUGUCGUGUUGGGAUUGCUGGUCCUGCUCCGGAGCACCUGUGGACGUUGGGAGUGAGUGCGGUUCCUGCGAUCUACCUUGCUAUAUAGUGUCCCUUUAAGCUAACUGGGUUUUAAUACUUAUAGUGUCCCUUAAAAACCCCUUUAUUUUUUUAAAUUGAAUAUACUGUUUUUAAAGUAAAUACUUGUUUUUGAGCUCUUUUCUUUCAAUAGUUAACAGAAGUUAACAGAAUUGUUAUUUUUUCAGGCCUAAGCUUAAAGCAACACUCUAUGCACUAUAGAAUGACUGCUGCACUUCUACAUUAUCCAUCCCCGGCUAACCAAGCUUAGCUGCCAUGAACAGACUGCAAGUACCUACCUGCAGAGGAGACAGCACCUCAAGGUGUCACCUCGUGGUUAGGGUACCUCCUUCAAAUCCCAUUUUAAUGUAAUUAGAAUUGAGCAUGUACCUCAAUAUAUAUGUUGUCCAAUAUGUGUUUUUACGUUGGAGCCCUGUGACAGCUAACUGUGACACCAUGGUUUUAUCUGAUCUGCAUUUCCUGAGAUGCUGUACUGCCGAUAAAAUGUCCCUUUGGGUGUUUGAUCUAAGCAGAACUGUACCUUUUCUGAAAUCCUCACAUAUUUAGCCUCUUAUGUAGGGUGGACUUCUGCAGAGAAAUGCUGUUUAAGUGCAUGUCAUUCACUGUGGGGGUUUGAUUAAUUUACAUGGAAUGCCCUGGCUGUGCCAAGACAGACAGCCCAUUUCAUAUAGUAAAAAGGCAGAAAAGUAAGUGAAUAAAAUCCCUCACUCACGAAAAACUCCAAAAUUAAAUAAGCAUGGAUAUACUGGUUUUCAUCAUACUUAUAGCAGUUCAAUAGGUGCAAUAACCGGGUUACCUUCUUGGUGCUGGAAUCCUCUCAUAAUCAAAUUAUAUUUCACACAGAACACAUCCGCACUUAUAGGGAAUCCCCAACAAUACAUCAGGAUAAAAUCGUAGAAAAAGAAUGCACAUUUAUUGUGGGGGACAUCCCGGUCCCCACAGGACAUACAGACCUGAAUGGACAGCAAGUAGGCCAGCUACAGAGAGUGGCGGGCAACAGACCCACAAAGAUCAGCCAAAAUGGCUGCCCAGCCGGCCGGGACACUGCGCUAAACCUCUUGGGCAAAAGCUCCCACCAGCAUACAAGCAGUGCCGGGACUAUAAAACGAGCGACGCACACAAAUCUCUCAUCUGACCAAUACCCCGGCGACCAGCACAGCAUGAGGCACACCUUCCCACUCAACGCAACACAAUUUGGCAAACGACACAAUUUGGCAACACGGCUGCACACCACGGAGGGAAUUACCGGAGCUGAUCCACGAGGGGGGGGUGAACACCAGGCCCUGUGGCCGCAAUGAAGGAACUAAUGGAAACAACACACGGGACUUGCCAAUGCUGGGUGUGGGCUGAGGCGCCUACCAUGCCGCCACACAGGUGUUCUUAUGGCAUGGACGGUUCCAAGACUUGGCAUCAGCAGAACACUCAGACUUGAGUCUAAUACAGGCCCCACGUUGAUUAUACCCCCAGGUCAUUGCGGACUUAUCAAAACAACGCUAACUAAGAAGAAAAACAGAUCCCUGUUGGUUUAAUGUUCACUUAAUCAUCGUCAAACAGUUCACACUUAUGUUUAGAAUAUACAGCGAUGUUACCCUCCAGUAUGGGCUGGAUAUAGCUUUGUUAUUGGUACUCCACUGCAUCAUAGCCCAUACAGGAGCAGUGCAACCUGUCUAUGCACCACACACAAGCCAGCUAGUAUCACUCUACCACAUUAUAACUACACUAGCAUAGCUAACCUAGCACUGUUAAACGUUAACUACCUUACUUUAUUCUGACGUUACCACUGUUUAGCCAAGCCUGAUAUAACUAUAUAUAAAACUCUGCGACUUCUCAUGCCACUAACUAUUGUCAAUCUUGAAGCACGCUGAUGUGGCGUAUGCUGAUAUCUUGUAACCACCUGUGCAACAAAAAUUAAAAGUCCAAAACCUGAGCAUGGGACCACCGGCAGCAGCUGUACAUGGGAGAGACCACUAAAGAAGCCGACCCUAAAGAAAGAUUAGAGAACCCCUGGACGCGUUUCGCACCGCUCUGGGUGCUUUCUCACAUCCCAUUUCAUAUAACCCAACUUACCAUAAAAAAUGCUCAUAUUUUCACAGAAUAUUUGUGUGAGCAAAGCUGGAUGGAUACUAAGAAAUGUAUUGCUACCUGUGCUGAUCUAUGGGUGCAAUGUAUAAAUUGCCUUUUCCAUUUAAAGACAUUGCAUAGAAAACUUAGAAGUGUUCUCAUAAAGGAAAGGGCCAUUGAUACAAGUGUUGACUGGGUCCCUCUAGUGGCCAUAGGUGCUACUGCAAAGAAGUAAAUGUAAUUACUAUCUUCACAUCCACUUUUAGCCUUAACUAAAACCUUUAGCAAGUGAAUGCCCUUGAAGUUACCCCUGAUCGGUGCCUGAUUGCAGCAGCAGGUAAGCAUGUGAUGCUUUUUAUUUAUUUUUAUUUUUAGCUUGCACUUGUUUUGUAACAACAAAGGCUUUUGACCAUGUCUGCAUGACUUAUGUAUCAUGUCUUUACAAGUGUAAUCAUUGUUUGCGUUUUCAUAAUGAGUGUUAGAACGAGUGCACAGAUAGGCAGUACUGCCAGAAAACACAUUUCACUCCCUUCUGUUUGCCCGCAGGAUAUCAGCAUAUCCGCAUGUAUGAUCUGAACUCCAACAACCCAAACCCUGUGAUUAAUUACGAUGGAGUGAGUAAAAACAUCACCUCCGUGGGGUUUCAUGAAGAUGGACGUUGGAUGUACACCGGAGGAGAAGACUGCAUGGCUAGAAUCUGGGAUCUGAGGUAACACACCAUAAAAUAUUAAUAGAAUUGCCGGCACCUUAAAUAUUGUAACUUAAUAGACUGUCAGACUGGUUUAAAGCUCAACUUAUCGAACGCUGUCUAGAGCAGAUUCUGGGGAUGUGUCAAGAAAAAAAAAAAUUAGAUUGCAAGCUCUUUAGAUAAACUGGGACUGUGUAAGGAGAACCCUAACAGAUUGCAUGUGUUCAAUGCCAACUGGGAUCAUGUCAAGAAUAAGCAGCAAACCGAUCACAAGCUUUUUGGAACAUACUAUGGGACUCUAUCAUAGCAGGCAAUGUCUGUUUUUAUAAAUUCUCUGUUGCAGAGCAUCUAGUCGUGUUCAUGUUUGGGUAGAUUGGAUGACUUUUUUCUUUUAUCAUUCCAAUCUUCUUUACAUACCACUUUGAGUGUGCUGGUCAAGGCCAGCCACCACACGCAGCCAUAAAGACUAGCUUCCUCUUACUCUGAGCACACCAUCCUUAGAAUAUUUCACAUGUACCUGACUUCCUCUUAAUUGACUGCAUGUCAUAUAUAAAUUCAGGACCUGCUGUAGAUAACUCAAAAUGGUCCAUUCAUUCCUAAAUUGAUUUAAAUGUCUUGUAGACUUUGUCCUGAAUUCUCUCAGGAUACAAAUGCAUAGAACUAAAUGCACACCGUCCACUUGUAUAUAGAAAUUACACCUUUAUUAAACAGAAUAUAAAAUAGUAUAUGCAAAACUAUUUUUCAGUGCGUCUAAACAUGUAUAGAGAAUAUUAUCUGUGAAAAUAGCACACACAUAAUGAGGAAGGACACAGUGUACACACCAAAAACCAAACACAAAACAAGAACCCACAAGAAAAAUGGGGAAAAAGCACAAUUUGCGGUUCAGGACUGAUCUAAUUAGUGUUAUCUUCAAUUGAUAACCAGGAAGAAUACCACCCCAUCUUUUCAACUCGGUGUUCUUCAAGUAAAAAUUCUCUCUGUCCCUGACAAAGCCUUUUUUAUUCUCUAAAUAGUAAUAGGUUUGUUGAUUGUAUCGGUCUCAUCCCCUUUAGGAAAAAAACGCAGUUUGGAUGUGAAAAGUUUAGGUGAAUGCUCGGUAUUCCCUGAAAAGUUGUUCUACGUGAUUUGAGUUGACAUUUUUGGAAUCAGUCUGCAUUAAAUAUUAUAUCUCUCUGCUUUUGAGGUGACCAGGCCCCGUAAACUCUCAAAUCUGUUUAUAAGAAAGUAUGUAGUUUUGCAUAUGUGCAUUGUGAGCUCAGUGCAGUUUUCCAGAAAACCUCUUUCUGAUACUAGUCUUCAAUAACAACCAGUAAUUCAAGUUUAAGAGAUCUUAAUGAAGUUAUUAAUUAAAAGCAAGAUUUCUUUUGUUCUCCCCAAGAAGGGGAGAAAACUCACUGUUUUGAAAACUCACUGUUUCUCUGUUUGCAGGUCUCGUAAUCUCCAGUGCCAGCGAAUAUUCCAGGUGAACGCUCCAAUCAACUGUGUCUUCUUACAUCCCAACCAGGUAUUUUAUGGACAAGAUGGGUUGUCCCACAGGUCCUCCAGUUAUUAUUUGUAAAAUUGUCUGCACCUCAAGAUGUGUCACACGUAGUAGUUCAGUACAAACUGGCUACUUAAAGGAACUCUCUGGACCCCUAAAGCACUUUAACUUACUGAAGUGCUGUAUGUGUGUGCAGAAUUUGUCCUUUUUUUUUUUUUCUUUUUCUUUUUUUUUAUUAUUAUUAUUUUACAAAAAGUGUAGAUAUCAAUAGAAAUUUGCACUUUUUUUAAAUUAACCUUGUUAUACUCCUUUGGUGUUCAAGCAGAGAACUGUUCCUGUUACUUCCUGGUUUGGCUAGCUCAGUAGAGCUAAACUCAAGAGGCAGAAAUUGCUCAGAGCACCUGACUUGCAAAGACUUCUCAUUGAGCUGCAUUGAGAAGUCUGUAAUUGGACAGCCACAGAAAGUCUGGGCGGGGUUAGAAGGGGAGGGAUUGCAAAGGCAGCUGACAUGAGAACUGCAGCCUUUGCAAGAUGUUAUGAGCGAUAACUCCAUUAAAAAAUACAUAAUUAAGGGGGGGCGGGGUCUGGCCGCCGACGGGAUCAGACGCGUUCUGUCUGAGCUCCCGCUCCAAGGCCCAAAAACCGGAGCAAAUUGGAGGAUAACCGCGACCGGAGGGUCCCACAGAUGUCCACAAGGACCCCCAGUCACUGGGGAAAGCGGGGAUGCCGCAUGGGUCCCGGUCCGGCACCGACAGUAACCCGGCCGGGCUCGGAGUUCGUUGGGGCUUGAGCCAGGAAGGGACGGCCGCUUUCCUGGGUCUCCUGGCCGGCGGUUCGCGUCCGCCCCCCCCCCUGGACCGGGGGGGUCAUCCCGGUCUGCAGAGGUACCAACCAGCACACCAACCUUGGCCCAAUCAACCACCCUAGCAGGGAACAUCACCCGGGCGACAGUACACAAGAUGGCCGCCGAGCGCCGGCCAUGUGCGCGAGCUGCCAGAGAGAUCAAGAUGACGCCUGCUCAAAAAUGAGGAAAACAACGCAGUCAAAGAGAAAAGCACCCACUAUUAUCCUACCAGUCUACUACAGGGCAGUAAAGCUCAUGGACACUGCAAGCAGGAUCAAGUCACACUCUCAUGGAAGUGCCGGCAGCAGAACUCGCCUAGACAGCACUCACCACACAAGGAGACAUGACAGAGUGCAGUGGGGAGGUUCACAGGUCCAUGGACCGGAAAAUCUCGGGGUCCCACUAAUGCUGAACGCCCUGCUGCAGCCCAUCGGUGGUACUGGGUGACAACUGGAUAAAGCGGCUCCUGCUAACACACAGCAAGAUCAUCUCCAGCAAUGUAAAGACUCUUGUUAUUCUCAAUGUCAGUGCUACCCUCUUUCCACGAUUACAGAACACAGAGGUGUUAAUAGCUCUGUGUCCCGAUAACCACUCCUAGCUAGCAACCACCUUGACUAAUUAGCUCUGUUGGCCAGACUUAUCCCCUAGCACUGUUCUGUCUACCCAUGCUAUUGUAUGACAAGCACUUAACUCAUUGUGUUCACUUAGUCACCUGUGUAACAUGUUAGGAAAGCAAGCCCAGGUGUACACAUAUAUACCUGCAUAUAAACAGACUUACACCUGAACAUCACUUAUGAUACAUACUAAGCAUGGACAGCUCAUAUCUCACACUCACUGCGCCCACUAGCUAAACAUGCCUAAUUAACCUGUUCAUUAACGUUGAAACUCUGCUCUUCACGCGUCAUUACUAGCCUAGUCUCGAACUACCUAAGCUUGUGAAAUGUACUUUGUCAGUCUAUACCAUAUUCAAAAUGUGCACUGUCCAAUCACUCCCCACUGUAUCUAUUGUUGUUGAAAUUAGCGAGUGGACUGCCGGUGGGGUACCACAAGCAUUAUUGUUCCAACUGUAUGCACUACAAAAAUAAAGAAUUAUAAAAAAAAAAUACAUAAUUAAAAGCAUGCUUAUUUUCAUUUUGGGUAUAUCUACUAAACAGUGAUUUAAAAAAAAAAGUUAAAAAAUUUGGUAGUGGAGUGUUGAUGUUUUUUAAUGUGUUGAGUCAAAAAAAAAAAAAAGUUUUACUGUUUUUAAUUUUUUUUUUAUUUUUUUUUUCCCCAUAAUCUUUCCAUAUAUUUGUUAUAUGGCAUCCACAAAAGACUAUUUUCUCAGUGCAUGGCCAACACGGACCACCCAGCUAAACCUUCCUCAUACUGUGGAGGCAGAGAGGAAGGAAGCAGGAAUUCCAACUUCGGAUUUUAACUGUUGCAAAGUGGUGUGACACUCCUGCCCCCCUAAUAACUUUAAUGAGCUGCAGUUGUUACAGGGUAGGAAUCUUCCUUUGAAGGGGUACUAUAGGCACCCAGACCACUUCAGCUGAUUGAAGUAGUCGGAUUCCCCUUAGCCUGCAAUAGCAAUUAUUGCAGUUAUUGAGAAAGGGUUAAUUCCACCACUAGUGGCCAUCUUCCAGAAAGGCACUAGAGGGACUUCUGGGUAGGUGACACUCUGGCUGCCUAACUGAUGCUAGACGUCCUCACGCUAUGCAUGAGGACAGCCAGCAUCACCCAAAUCUCAAUGGAAAAGUAUACUAUCCUUUCCUAUGGGGCUGUCCUAAUGUGCUUGUGGUGCUCCCUGGAAGAGCCAAGUAAGAGCCUGAUCCAGCGCCGUGGGUUUGUAUUCCUAGCCUAUAGUUUCCCUUUAAUUUUAUUUCAAUAGCAGGCCCCUUUUAAAGUGAUCUGUCAUUUACAAAGCAUGUGUAUGACAAGUUCAAUCUGCGGUAGGUAUAGAUUCAGUCUAUUCUGCAAGUCUCACCAGCAAAAGAAUAAACUAAAAUAUAUAUUUACAUGAUCACAUAUUCCUCCUCAACCAUGUGGCCUCCAGAUAACAAGUGUGGCCCCUAGCAGGGUGAGAAGGGGCUGUGGGAUGCCUCAACAAGUGGUAUGGCUGUGUGCAUUGCAGCUUGUGGCUAGCAUGUUUGUAAAACAAAUUCUAUAUAUAGUUAUAGCUUCAACUAUACAUGGAACUUGCUUUUCUAUAAAGUGCAGCUCAUGCCCAUCGUAGGGGAACCCUCUUUUCAACAAUUACAUUUAAAUGUCGCACUAGGAAAGGACAGUUAACCUGCAGGUUUAAAUUACUGCUGACGGAGAAUCAUGGGAGUUGUAGUUCAGCACCUGGUGUUUUGCGGUUUGUCAAGAGAUUGGCAUUUAAACAAAGCAUCUUGGUGUCACCAGUAAGCUACAGCAAAAAAAAAAAAAAGAGCAAAAACUCUGCAUUUCAAGCAAUCUUGUUGAUUCCAACUUGGAUACAAAUCAUUAUUUUCAUUCUUGUGGAGAACGGCACAUUUGUCUUUGGUUCUGCACUUGCUGUUCCCCUGUGACCUCCUGAGCCUCCCAUUUCCUCUGUUCAUGUCAGGUAUGAUCCUGCGAUUCGGUCUAAUGUGACAGAUAAACUUGUGAUCACAAUGGUACCUUGUUACUGGGGCGACUCUCCCUACACAAAGCUCCAUUGUUCCCUAGUAUAGCAUGUGUGCUUUGCUCUCUUCCUACCCCUGAGAGGGCAAAAACGUGUUCUCUGUGCAUCUUGUGCCGGUUUGAUUUUAACCCUUGGGUGCGUGAAAUUUAAACAACUAACUGUUGGCAUUUCUAGUAUAGUGACACUUCUUCCAAUAGGUUACAAUGUUCAAUUCAAGCAUCAUCCACGGUACUUCAUUGUAGCAGUAAUUGCGCAGAGUCUUUGGAUUUCGUCAGAUUUAGAGGUUUAAUAUAAAACAGAAUUCCUCAGCACCUAAAGCAUGUCAACCUAUUUUCUGAGUUCACAAAGAAGAAUUAACUAAGAAAGUCCUGCGAGUGGCUUAGUCCAACUAAUUGAACUGCACCCAAAGACUCAUUGCACUGUAACUAAUAGAACAAACUGUAGUUGUUUAAAGUUUUCCUUUUAUAAAAAAACCACAAAAAAAAAAGUUGACACCCCCUAAAAUAGACUUGUCACCUAAACUCAAAGAUUUAAUUAUCUUUAAAAAAAAAAACUUAAAUAUUUAAUGUACAUGAAAGGUAGUGUUUCAGUUUUGAAAUGUUAUGUCAUUUAUGUCACACAUUCACUUUAUUGAUUUCUUUUUUUUGUAAAUAUAAUUUAUUUUUAUUUUUUUUGUUCAGUUUGUCGGAUACAGGGAUGGGGUCACGUUUUGCUUCAGGACUCGCAGGUCCUCCACAUAUCGAGGAUAUAGGAGAAUGGCAGUUAUUAAUGUGUACAUUACGGUGUGGGCACGCAGGCCCUCUGUGUUUAUAGGACACGCAAGUCCCGCAUGCAUGAACCUUUUAAUUGUAGUGGGGGCACUGUGUCGGUUUCUCAGUAUGUCUUAUUGGUUUGGUCGUGGUCUGGACGUGGCCUAGGUCUGAUAGUUAGUUCCCUUACGGGAUCUGUGCGUGUCCAGUGGGCCAUAUUCGGGCUAGCCCCUGCGAUGUGGUGUGGUUCGUGGUGGGUUCACCUGUUCCUGGUGAAUAAGUGGUUUGUGGUGCCCCAGUCACGUCCCGUAGUGUUUUAUUGUGGGUGUUGGUUUCGAGGCGGUACGUGGGGUUCCUCCAAUCAAGGUCUCCCUUACUUCCCGGUGUAGGGGGGUCCCCUAUUGGAUCUCUGCCGCCUGGUUAGGUUGUAAGCCAUAGGUGGGGGUAUUGUGGGUGUGGGGGAAAAUGAGUUGGGGUGGAUGGUGGGAUGUCAGAUAUGCGUCGGUGUCCGGUGUUUGGGUUGCAUUGGGAUCUGUGGUCAGUCUCUGUCGUCAAGUCGUUGUCUGGUUUCGUCGUCUUCAGUAACCAGUGUGUCCAUGUGUUUAGGUAUGUUUGUUGUGUGCCAGCUGCUGUGCUGUUUAGUUCCUCAAGGGAUCUUAAUUCCUCCAUUUGGGAGAACCAGGUUCUCAGUGAUGGAGUGGUUGGGUGCUUCCAGUGUUGCGGUAUCACUGAUUUGGCUAUGUUCAGUCUGCGUAUUGUCAGGGAUUUCUUGUAGAGGGACUGCGGGGUCUUGGUGUGGUGAAGUAGCAUUUCUGCUGGUUUGAGGGGUGGUGGGUCGUCCAAAAAGAGCUUCAACAUUGUGUGAAUCCCCUUCCAGAACGGGCGGAUCUUUCUGCUUUCCCACCAGAUCUGUAGGGGUGUGCCAUUCUCCUCCUCACAUCUCCAGCAUAGUGGUGUGUGGUCUGGUGACAUCGCAUGUAGUGUCGUGGGGGUGCGGUACCAGAGAGUCAAUAAUUUGUACGCCGUUUCUUGUCUUUCUGUAGCUAGAGCAGUGGUGUGUGUGAGAGCAGAAUUUUUUCCCAUUCUGCCCUGUCGAGGAGACCCCAUGGGCUACUGGGUCUGGGUCUAGACAGGCUUCUUCGAAUGUAGUGGGGGUUCUUGAUAGUAUCGCCCCUUGUGGGAGUGUUGCAAUGUAGCUCUGAAUCUGUUCAUAUUUUAGCUGUCAGGAAGGUACUGUCUGCAUCGCCUCGUAGGUCGCUUAGUGUCUUAAUGCCUUCAGUUGUGUACACCUGUCUGUCUGGGCAGUGGGUCGUGUACUGUCAUUUUGAUGCUCUCGGAUCUAGUCCUGGUGGGAAAUCCGGGUUGUGUGUCAGUGGGAAUAGGGGUGAUGGGUACGAUGAAAGGCCGUGUUUCCCCUGUAGUGUGGCUUUCGUGUAUGUCUUCGCUCCUCUUGGAGCCCCCGGCGGUGGGACACUUUAUUGAUUUGAUGGUGAAAAGGUUGACUUUCAGAUUCAAUAAACCUAAUUUAAUGACAUUAAAUUUCCCCACAGGCUGAGCUUAUCGUUGGCGACCAAAGUGGGGCAAUUCACAUCUGGGACCUAAAAACUGACCAUAACGAGCAAAUUAUUCCAGAGAACGAAGCCGCUGUCAACGCAGUCCACAUAGAUCCAGAUGCCAGUUAUAUGGCCGCCGUAAACAGCGCUGUGAGUAUCAGAAAUAUUGGUUAGGGAAGAGUGUGAGUGGCUGUAUUUUUAUUAAAAAUUUUUUUUAUUUUUGUGAAUAUCUUUCAUUCUAGGGCACCUGCUUUGUUUGGAACCUGACAGGCGGACUCGGGGAGGAUAUAACUCAGCUCAUCCCGAAAACCAAAAUACCAGCUCACAAACGUUGUGCUUUGAGAUGUAAAUUUAGUCCAGAUUCCACGUGAGUAUAAGCACAUAUAACAUAAAAAAUUACUGCAUUCUAAAAGCACGUGUGUUUGUUUUUUUGUUUUUUUUUAAUGCUUUAUUCCUUUUAAUAUUCAAGUUUUCACAAUAUCUGUGGGUGUCUUGUGUUUAGAAGGUUUCAAAAAGAGAAAACAAGCACAGUGGGAGAAAGAGGAGCUGAAUUAUGAUACACAUACACUGAACAGCCACAACAGUAUAAAACCACCUGGUUAAAUAGGUAUUAUAAGUGCCAGGAAUAGCACUAUAUCUCCCUCUGUCUCCCCAAUCCCUCGCGCCCCCUCCCCCCUGCGGUAAAUAAAUGUACUUACCUUAUUCCAGCGCUGAUGUCCCUCAGGGCUGGGUCACGGCUCUGUCUCCUCAUCUACCCCAAGGUGAGCGUUAAAUCAAUGCUUUCCUAUGGGGACGUUAGGCUGUUCAGUGUCCAGAUACUGGACCAAAGGUCCGUUUGGAUGCAGGAAGCAUCUCCAGUGGAGUGCUGCAAUGUAAACUUUGCUGUUUUUCUGGAACUGUAAUGUUUAACAUUGCAGCACUAAGGGCAAUAGGGACACGGCACCCAGACCACUUCACUGAGCUAUAGUGUCCUUUUAAUACUGUGUAGGUUCACCUUGUCCUGUGGUAUCUGGCACCAAGAGAUGGGGCCUCUAUGGAUUGGAAUUAUUGUUCCAACACAUCCCACAGAAUCCCAAUCUGAUGGAGAUCUGGGGAAUUUGGAUUCCAGAGCAAAAGUCACUCAGAUCUUUUAGUUUUCCCAUUUUUCUUGAUUCCAACACAUGAACUUCAAGAACUGACAGUUCUAAUAAUAGUCAACCGUUGACAUUGUAACGAUAUAAUCAAUGUUAUUCACUACACCUGUCAGUGGUUUGAAUGUUGUGGCUGAUUACGUGUAAGUUGUGCUUUUAAUGUUACCGUUGCAGGUGAUAUGGUUACAGUUAAGUGUUUGUUAGUCCACCUAUUGUACAGUGCUAUAUAAAGAAUAUAAUAAUAUGUAAACUCCCCUCUUACUUUUAUCCCAUUCCUCCCUCUGUUCUCUGCUCUUCCAUUCUGCUCUCUUGUGUACACUCUGUUACAUAUUUGGUUUUUGAUACAAAGAUCUUUUUAGGACCCUGCAGGAUCUAACCCAUGCCCAGUGACAUGCAAUAGAAAGACUAAAUAUAUUGAAAUAGCCAGUUACAGCUGCUUGAACCUUUUACUAAAAAUCAGCUUGCCCAUGUGAUGCAGUUGCUUAUUAUAUUUGUGAUUUCUUCUGAUCGCUUUGGAAUUUUAAUAAAAUAUUCUGUCAUAUAAAAAAAAACAUACCUUUCCUUUAUGCAUUCUCUGGAUGUACAAUGUGUUUACAAAAUAAACCUGUAAAUUCAAUGUCCUCACUUAUUUCUUGUAUUGUCUAAACCUCAAUAAAACGUUUCAUUAAAAAAAAUAAAAAAAUUUUUUCAUAACAAAUAAAAGCAAGCAUGUAAGGUACAAAUUCUCUUCAAACAUGACUCUGUUUUCAUUAUUCUAGCCUGCUUGCCACGUGCUCUGCUGACCAAACUUGUAAAAUCUGGAGAACGUCAAACUUUUCCCUAAUGACUGAACUGAGCAUCAAAAGCAAUAACCCUGGGGAGACGUCACGCGGCUGGAUGUGGGACUGCGCAUUCUCUGGCGACUCUCAGUACAUUGUUACAGGUAAAGUCCUCCACAGUUCAUAUCCUAUAUUUCAAUAUUUUUUGCGGCUGUAUUUUGAAACAAUUUCCAUCUGUGUCUAUCUUGCCUUUAAUGGUUACACCAUGCACCAUAGCCAUAUCAGUAUUUUUAAGUGGUCCUAGUGCAAGGAUCUGUAUGUGCAGCUUUCUGUAUGAAACACUGAACAUACUGAGAGAGUUCAUAAGCUUCCUGGAGAGGUAACUCCUCUAGCCAGCCCAGAAUGGGUAACAUCGACGCUUAUUUCUAUUCAGUGAAGUUCAUUCAUUGGAUGAGAGAGCUCAGCUGAUUCUCUUAGCCAAUGAAUGAUCGUGCGGCCGGCGGGACCAAGGUAAGAGUUAAACCUCUGCAAACUGGUUUGCCCCAUUACCAUGGAAUGGUGCCAGGGCGCUCCUGGCAUUAAACCACUACAGUAUGCUGUAUUGGUUAUAUUGCCCGGGGUAAGCCAUACUUUUAAACACAUUGUACAAAUAAAAACCCUUUUAAUCCACACCCAAAUGCAUCGACUCCUGCAAAUUGAUUAGUUUUGGAAAAAGCAAAUUUUUGAGCAAGUCUAGAGUAAACUAAAAAGUUUGUAAGCAUUUUCCCACCUCACAAACUAGGAGUUCCUUUCUGUAUUACAAAGAUAUUCGCAAAUUUUUUGUUUUUAUCACAGCCCUCUUACUGGCAAUAGCUAUAAGAUGGAAGAUAGCUUACCCAUAGCCUUGCAUUAGUUCUCGGAUUACAACCCCUAUAACCCUCAGACAGCAAGUGCUGCAAGUUUUCUUACCUGUGGUGUCAUGAAAGUGAAAUGUGAUUAAUUUUUGAAAAUGUAAGCGUGAAACUGGCUCACUAAAUGAACCUGUUGGUUUUUAUCCCCAGCAUCUUCUGAUAAUCUGGCGCGGCUGUGGUGCGUUGAAACCGGCGAGAUCAAGCGGGAGUACAGCGGACAUCAGAAAGCAGUGGUGUGCCUUGCCUUCAAUGACAGUGUGUUGGGAUAAAUAUCUUGGGUGUUCCGUGACAUUUGUGCAACGCUGCUAGAAGAAAAGGUUUAAGCCUUCAACUAGUGGUGUACCGCGGCAGUCCAACACUAGUCCUCGUGUAAAGAAGAACAAUAUCUCAUCAUAGCACUGGAAACCGAAAUUGUGCAUUAUGCUGUCAAGUUGUAUAACAUCACUUAACAAGUCAGCAAGAGUAAUCCGUGCCCAGUGCUAGAUCUCCUGCCUGCGGCUAGCAAAGCAUCAUGGGAGACUGAGUUCCUCUACAGCUGGAGAGCGUUUCCUGUUACACAUUACCCAACCCCUGCUGGGCAUUGGAAAUCUGUCUCGGGAACAGCUGGAGAGCCACCUGUUGCUUCCACAAGACCUCAGCUCUGCUGGCAAAGCAUAUUGGCAGCAAACUUCUGGCUAUCCCUGACAUGCCUUCUGACUGGCAAAGCAUUAUGGGAGUUGUAGUUACCCAAAAGCUGCAGAGCUACCUCUCGUCUGCUCUACUUCAGCACACUGCUGCUCAGUCUGUAAUAUAUGUGUGUGAGUAUCGAGAGGUUUUUGUUAGAUCUCUCUGCUUUUGAAACCAGUGUCUAAAGCUAGUCAAUAAAAAAAAAUGUAAAAAAUGUUCUUGGAUUCAUCUGUUUGUAUAUCUAUGCUUUCCAUUCCAUUUAGAUAACCAUCCUCUCCCCACCUGCCACACUGUGCGGUUUGCUUUACAGCAAAGAUCUUUGUAUGUUUCCUUUUCCAAAUACUAUUCCUAAUCUACUGGUUCCUUCUGGGUUUAUCAUAAUGCAGCCUCCACCAUACUCCCUACAAAUAGAAAAUACUAAUUAAAGGUUUGAGGCUUUUUCUAUUGAAAAUCACCUGUACAUACUCCACAGGAAAGACAACAGAAAUCAUCAAUAUGAUUUAUUGUAUUCAUUGAUAUCCAUUUACACUUCCUCUUUUAAAAAAUGCCAAACUAUAUGGGAGACUUGUGGGGAAAGCGGCAAUUUCUUAUAGCCUAUACAAGCACCACCAAUAAUUCUCUCCAACCCCAUAAUACUGGAAACCCUUCAAUACCCUGUUUUUAUUAUUAUAGUACAAUUAUUGACCAAUGCUAUUAAUCUGAUCGUACAUUGACUGCUGCUAAUCUGAUAGUGUUUGAGGAGCAACUUAAUUGGCAGUCAGAUAUUCAAUUCGACACUUAUUAUAAACCCAGUUAUUUUCUCCAGUAGUGUGCAAUGCCUGCCCCAAAGCAGAGCGGAGUUAGUGAGGCGCCAGGAUCCCUGUGAAGGAGGCUUCAGUCAGGCAAGUAGUAAAAACAGACAGACACACAGAUGUUGUUUGGAAAGCAGAUGUCAAUGCAGAGGUAAAUCAGACGCUGCCGUGCUGGACCUAUAUUUGGAGAGAAUAGAGUGAGUUUAGCAGCUCAAUAAACCCAAGGAUAAUAUCUGCAUUGUUGUGCAUGCCUUUAACACUGUAUACCCAAUAACAUAAUAGCUUAAAGGACACUGGGCCCUAUAGCUACUUAAUUAAAAUGAAGUUGUCUUGUGAGGUGGUCUCCGGUUACCUCAAGAGGGUAAACCGUUAAUGAACAGAUGCCCACCAACCGCAAUCCAAGCCUUAAACAGGGGAGCUCCUGAUAGACUGAGACCAUUAGAUGACCCACUACGCCAAUCAUUGGUUCCACAUUCACAGAACGGCUUGAGAAACACGUACGUCUCCCAAACCAUUUUGUAAAAGGGAAGCGAGAUCGUAGCUCUUAGCUUAUCAAUGGUGCCCCUGUCUGGGGUUUCCUGGUUCAAGCAUAGGAUUGCGGCGGAUGUUGUUGGGCAGAGCCAAUGGGCACCAGAUUUAAGAUUUGGGGGUUAAACUACUUGUUAACCGUUUAAGUCCUUGAGGUAAGCCAUUGCCCAGAGACCUCCUCACACCAUGACAACUUAAAGGGACAUUAUAGGCACCCAGAACACUUCAGCUCAUUGAAGUGGUCUAGGUGCUGUGUCCCUAUUGCCCUUAGUGCUGCAAUGUUAAACACUGCACUUCCAGAGAACUGUAAUGUUUACAUUGCAGCACUAAGUCUGGUAGACAGCCACUGGAGACGCAUCCUGUAUCCAAACAGACCUUUGGUCCAGGAAUCUGACGCUGGACGUCCUCAUGCUCAGCGUGAUGACAUCCAGCGCCAGAUUUUUUUCCCCAUAGGAAAGCAUUGAUUUAGUGAUUUCCUAUGGGGGAGGUCCAAUGCGUGUGCGGCAUUUGCAGCGCAUGCACAUUAGCGCCCGCUCGUCGCAGGACUGAGGCGGAGCCAUGACUCAGCGUAGAGGGACAUCAUCGCUAGAGUAAAUUAAGUAAAUUACUUAUGGUAUCCUUUUAAUUUAUGCUCCUUUAAAAUGGUAUUUGAGAUUAUCAGGGACAGGCAGAGUCAAUCACCAUGGGAAAACAAUUAGAAUUUACUGCUGAUUCCUAGACUUUCAGAACUCUAGAAUUGCUCUCUUUCUAAACAAUCCCUUUUAUUCCAUGGAUGCCAUCUGUUUCAGCUGGCCAAAGGAAGGAGACCUAUUUUAGGGUUGUGUUUAGACACAGGGUGAUAUUAGUUUAGUUUGUUUUUCUUUUUCCUUUUUUGUUUUUUCUUUCUUCAAUUCUUCAACCACUGUCUUCAAUGUAUUAAUUAGAGCCCUAAACUUCCCUUAUUAAAACAAUGUGGUCACCCCAACAUGUAAAAACCUUCUGAGCUGUCUAAGAUGUACAUCAUGAUUGGAAACAUGGAUUUAGGUUGUUUAGGUCUUAUAGAGUGACUGUCAAUAUAAUUAGGAAAUCGUGUGGAUACUAGUUUAAUUUCUAGGCAACAAAAAAUAAAGUACUAGCUAGCUAAAACUUCAUAACACUCUAUUUUUUUCACUUACAGAAUAACCAUAGAAGUAAUAAUAAUUAUC
This is a messenger RNA of Pelobates cultripes (western spadefoot toad), 17407 nucleotides long. Lineage: Eukaryota; Metazoa; Chordata; Amphibia; Anura; Pelobatidae. The record is from the annotation of a GenBank genome assembly.